Molecule: messenger RNA, 330 nt
Organism: Staurois parvus
Lineage: Eukaryota; Metazoa; Chordata; Amphibia; Anura; Ranidae
Source: the annotation of a GenBank genome assembly
GGAUUUCCGACGGGGAAGAGACCUGUAUGUAAACAAUGCAGAUCUCUCCCCCCCCCGUCAGCUCUUGCACACUGCAUUGUAUGGCUCUACAUAGCACAGCCAUACAGUGUGCUUACAGUGAAACACACACAGCCCACACAGCCCAAGUAGUGAAAGACACACAGUUAACCCUUUGAUCGCCAGAUGUUAAUCCCUUCCUGCCCAGUGCCAUUAGUACAGUGUCAGUGCUUUUUAUUAGCACCGAUUACUGUAUUGGUGUCACUGGGGAUGUCAGUUACACCAAGUCAGUUGCCCCCGGUGUCAGAAUGCCCCGCCGCAGUCCUGCUAUAA